CUCCAUUUACCUUCAGGUAGAGGAGGCGAUGCUUAUGAAACUCUGGGAUCGGAUGGAGAGUGCAGAACAAGCAUUGCUGGCUAGGGAAGGAGAUGAAGGAGGAGGCAAUUUGAGACGUGGCAAUGCAAAGGACAUGGAGGAGGAAGCUGUCAACCUGGAAGAGAGGGAGGAGGAGAGGGAGGGGGAGGAGGAGGAGGAGGAGGAGGAGGGGCAGGAGGAGGUGGAUUGCUCUGAUGAGGACAGGGAAAGGGAGCAUCAUGAUGAUCUGGGGAUGGAGAACGGGAGGAGGAGGAGUGGGCUCGAUGAUGAUGAUGAUGAUGAGUUCGGUGCUUGUUUGCAUUCGAGGGCUCAUGGAGGUACAGGCAAUAUCUUGACUGAUGCUAAUGACGAUGAUGAUGACCGUUUUCUUGCUGACGUGGAGGCAGAGGUGGAUGAGCUGGCUGUCGUAUCCGGCAGGAAAGGUGUUGGUAGUCAUGACCAGGGAGGGCGUUUGAUGAAGCGGACAACUGAGCACUCUGUGGGAGAGGAGGAGGGGGAGGAGGAGGACGAGGAGAAGGGGUAGGAGAAGGACGACAAGGAGGAGGAAGUGUAGGAGGAGCAGGAGGAAGCGGAGCAGCAGCUUGGACGAG
Molecule: messenger RNA, 629 nt
Organism: Chara braunii
Lineage: Eukaryota; Viridiplantae; Streptophyta; Charophyceae; Charales; Characeae
Source: the annotation of a GenBank genome assembly